UGUCAGUUGUUAGUGAACCUGCCAGUCUUUUGAAUGUCACGCACGUCACGUCAGUUUAGUCAGCCAUGUUUAUUUCCUUCGAGUAGUUGGAGUGUGUUUGGAAAUGGUGGUAGUGAUAAAAAAUAUUAGAGCAGUGGUAAUAUUUUUGUAUUAUUGUUGUUAGAAACUGUGCUAGUGAAGCAUAAAUGUGUAUUUUGUGUUAGUGAAGUGAUAUUACUACCACUAAAAUGAAUUGGGGCAAUGAGCUUUGGGAUCAGUAUGAUAACUUAGCUGCCCACACACACAAAGGAAUUGAAUUUCUAGACAAAUAUGGAACUUUCGUUAAGGAGCGGUGCGCAAUAGAAUUAGAAUAUGCAUCAAAACUCAGGAGGCUCGUCAAAAACUAUCAACCAAAAAGAAAAGAAGAAGACGAAUACCAAUACUCAGCGUGCAAAGCGUUCAGACAGCUUUUACAAGAGCUCGGCGACUUCGCGGGUCAGCGCGAGGUGGUCGCGGAGAACCUUCAGUCAAAUGUAGUUAGGGAGUUGCAUCUGCUCGCUAAGGAGCUGCGAGAAGAAAGGAAGCAACAUUUAAACGAAGGCGCAAAACAAAUGGCAGUAUUAAAUUCAGCAAUAGGCGCUCUAGAUAGAGCGAGAAGAGCGUACGAGCGCGCUGCGAGGGAAUCAGAACGAGCGCUCGAUGCGUUUCAGAGGGCAGAUGCUGAUCUCAACUUAAGUCGCGCGGAAGUAGAAAAACAGAAGGCGAACAUGAAACUCAGGAGCCAGGCUUGCGAAGAUGCCAAACAGGAGUAUUCAGACCAACUACGAAAGACUAACGAGGCCCAGCGGCAACACUACGAACAGAGGCUCCCGCAUGUGUUCAAACAGUUACAGGAUUUAGACGAGAAAAGAAUAAAGAAUAUUAAGAAUUUCAUGUUGAGUUCUGUGGAUGUGGAGAGAAAAGUUUUUCCAAUUAUAAUGCAGUGCCUGGACGGAAUGGAGCAAGCAGCUAAUAGUAUAAAUGAAAAAGAGGACACACAGCUAGUAAUAGAGAGGUAUAAGUCCGGCUUCGUGCCGCCCGAAGACUUCGCGUUCGAAGCGAUGGCGGGUGGCGACACCACAGACUCUGCAGCUGCGCCCCACCACCACCCCCACCACCUGAACCACCUGACGGCGGCGCGCGGCACCGUCUCCGGCAACCGGAUCAAGAAGCGGGGCGGGUUGCUGUCCAUAUUUAGCUCCAACAAGAACAACAUGUCUGUGGAUGGAAAGGAGGAUUAUUCAGAUUUGCCACCGAACCAAAAGAAAAAGAAACUACAAGCCAAGGUGCACGAGUUAAGUAAACAGGUAGCACAAGAACAGGCUGCGAUGGAAGGUCUUAUGAAAAUGAAAGGUGUAUAUGAAACGAAUCCCACAUUAGGAGACCCCAUGACUGUUGAAGGACAACUGAACGAAUGUUGCGACAAGUUGAAGAAGUUGCGAGCGCAGCUGCGCAAAUUCGAGGAGUUAUUGGCAGAAGCGAAUAAUCAAGUGACGGCGCCGGCGCUGCAUCCUGCCGCUCGUACUAACGGCGCACCGCCCACACAGGCCACCAGCAUCGGCUCGAACAGCGAGUCGCUAUCCCGCUCGGCGUCCGAGUCGUCAGUGAGCACGGGCGCAGGCGCAGGGCCGGGCUCCACUUGCGGCGGCGUGCCCAACGGCCGCGCCGCCGGUGGCUCGCCUGAGUCCGGCCUCGGCGGGGAGAUCGCCGCCGCGCACGCCGACCACGCCAACGGCGACCACGAUCACGCCGACCACGAGUCCGACUUCGACUACUACUACGAGCCGGAUCUGCAGCCGCUGGGCUACUGCAAGGCGCUGUACGCGUUCGAGGCGAACGGCACCGGUUCAACGAUGCGCAUGGAGUGCGGCGAGAAGCUUCUCGUCUUAGAGACAGACGCGGGCGACGGAUGGACGCGCGUACGCCGGCACCACACGCGGGAGGAGGGCUUCGUGCCCACCACGUACAUCGCCACCACGCUGUACAGCGACCACUAGCCGAUGCGGCACCGAGAUGUUUUGUGCGCGUAGUGACAGUGCAGUGAGUCUCGGCCGUGUCGUGCCUAUAGUAGUGAACUCUCCGCGAGUCACCGUUCAGUGCAAUUACCGCGCCAUUAUGUUACUGCGUAUACACUCUGUGGCCUAUAUAUACAUAUAGUAACAUAUAUUUUUGCUAUAAUUUAUCUUAACGGAAAUGUUAGCGUUAUUUUUAUAUCGACUCCUUGUCUUUCAUUGUUCCGGCGGAGGCCACCGAACGUUAUGAAAUCAUAAUAACAUUCCAUGAUCUUAUUUAUUGUGUAUAUUUUUACGCUACGCGUCAUACAUGUUUUCUUGUGUGCCGUGGCGGCAUAGUGUAAUUUUUUUAAUUGUAACGUUGUGUAACUCAUCUAGAUCUUCAUUGUGCCAGCUGUUAUGGAUUAAGGUUCUUUCGUACUUAUAAUAGUUGUACUCUUGCUUUUAUGUGAUUCUGCCAUUGAUAUAUUGAAAUUAUAGCAAAAAUAGGUUAUGAAAUUAAAAUUUAGUUUAACUGUGAAGUGUAAAAUAUGUAAACUUUGAUUAUCUGAAAUUUAAAUGAUGGAAUUCAUCAUACUCUGAUUAUAUUUGUAACAUUUAAUUGUAUCCAAUAUACAAUGUAUUAUAAUGUGCUUACGUUAAUUUCGAUUUACAUAGUUAAUACUGCUAGCUAAAUAUCGUAAUUAGCCAAUGCUAUUUUCUGAAUACUUGCUGUAGGCGAGGACGUAUAGUAAUGUAUUUAUAUAUAGUGAGAAGACGAAUGGAUGGACGCAUUUGAAUUUUAUAUAAAAAUAAAAGUAUAUGAAGACA
This is a messenger RNA of Chilo suppressalis (striped riceborer), 2840 nucleotides long. NCBI's taxonomy places the organism in Eukaryota, Metazoa, Arthropoda, Insecta, Lepidoptera, Crambidae. The record is from the annotation of a GenBank genome assembly.